Molecule: messenger RNA, 2852 nt
Organism: Fopius arisanus
Lineage: Eukaryota; Metazoa; Arthropoda; Insecta; Hymenoptera; Braconidae
Gene: eIF5
Product: eukaryotic translation initiation factor 5
Exons: 6
Coding region: 1041-2378 (445 amino acids)
Biological process (GO): formation of translation preinitiation complex; translational initiation; formation of cytoplasmic translation initiation complex
Cellular component (GO): cytosol
Molecular function (GO): GDP-dissociation inhibitor activity; eukaryotic initiation factor eIF2 binding; translation initiation factor activity
Source: RefSeq, a predicted model, not a curated record
GCAUUCAGGCAGUAGCCGUCUCAUAAGCCGGAACGAUUUGCUGUGAAUUUCCACAAAAACCACGUUUACCUAACGAAUAAUUUCCCAAUCACUUUUAACCAACGUGUAACUACACGACGAGACCAAAAAUCAGUUGGUAAGGAUCGAGAGGCAAAAUCGGUGCUCACGAAAGGGCCAUCCAUCUGUCCCAAUUUUUCGGUACCCAGUGCGGGUCACGACUGAAUUUUCACGCUAAAAGGCGGCCGUCCAGCAGGGCGUUACCAUUUUAUAUGACUUUUCUUCGACGUCAAGAAACAUCCAGGGUAUCAUCCAGAGGGAAAGGAUCGGUUAUCAUCAGAAGCGGCGGUGGCAGGAGCUUGUCCAGGCAUCGUAGAUCCAAAGUCAGCAUCAUAACAUCAACAAGUUUAAAUUCAAAUAGUUUGCGUUCACCCGGGUCGAGUCUAUCGACGUGGUGUUCAGAUAUUUUUGAGGUGACGAGAUACGGAUCAGCAGCGUGUAUGAUCAUUGAAGACAAUCCCCCUCUGCCCACCAGACCGAGGCAUAAUCCUUACCAAGAUACCACCCAACGUUUCCUGAAUCACCUGAUCCUGCCCAAGCAUAGGACCUCAAAAUUUUCCAGUAACAGACAUCGAAAGCUUCAGCCAUUCAGAGAAACGUGACUGUCAUCAUUAGACGUUGCGGCGGACGACACCGCAAACGAAUUGAACCACCCUGUCUCGACACGUAUUAAAUUGCCACUUGGUAGCAUCAGUAACCAUCGAUCGUUAUCCACAGGCGAUCAAACUGACGCUGAAAAACGUGAACGAGCAUUGCGCACGCAGGUCAAGAACUAAGACGUUGUUACCAACUUGAAUUCCACAGGAUCAACCCCAAAAAAUUCAAAAUUUUUAUCAUUAAAUCAAUAGAACAAUAGUUAAAGUAUUAAAAUCGAGAGGCCAAGGUGGCCUUGUUGAUAAUCCAGCAAAAACGUCACUAAAAAUCGAAAAAUUGAAAAAUCAUACUAUCAAAACACACAAGUCAGUUAUUAAAUUCAAGCAAAAAUGGGAAGCCUAAACGUGAAUCGCAACGUGAGUGAUGCAUUCUAUCGUUAUAAGAUGCCUCGUAUACAGGCUAAAGUUGAGGGUAAAGGAAAUGGAAUAAAAACAGUUAUUGUCAACAUGGUGGACGUGGCAAAGGCUAUUGGCAGGCCCGCAACCUAUCCGACCAAAUUUUUUGGAUGUGAAUUGGGCGCACAAACGCUAUUCGAUUUCAAGAAUGAACGUUUCAUUGUCAAUGGAUCACAUGAGGCAACUAAACUACAGGAUUUGUUGGAUGGUUUCAUAAGAAAGUACGUUUUGUGUCCAGCGUGUGAUAAUCCAGAGACUGAGCUGCUGGUCAGUGCUAAGAAGGGAACCAUCUCUCAGGGCUGCAAGGCAUGUGGCCAUCAUGGAUUAUUGGAGAGUAAUCAUAAGCUCAAUACCUACAUCUUGAAGAAUCCUCCAAGCCUGAAUCCCGCAGCCCAGGGCAGCUCCUUGACAGAAGGUAAACGAGGUAAAAGAUCGAAGAAGGCAAAUGGCGAUGCCAAUGGAGAUCGCUCUGGCUCUCCUGACAAUGACACAAGUACAACCGAUAUCGUCGUUGAGGCACCCGAAAUCAUCGCCAAAGACGAUGAUGAUGCUCAAUGGGCUGUCGACGUAUCUGAGGAAGCUGUUCGGGCACGUCUUCAGGAUCUCACCGAUGGAGCUAAGGGUAUGACAAUUAGCGAGGAUCUGGAUAAAACUGAGAAGGAGCGAAUGGAUAUUUUUUACAAGUUGGUCAAGUGUCGUAGAGACGCUGGCCAGCUUGACAAUCACAAGGAAAUAUUUGCUGAAGCUGAACGCCUGGAAAUAAAAACCAAGGCACCCCUCGUUCUUGCUGAACUACUUUUUGAUCAGGGCAUUGCUGGUCAGGUCAGAAAACACCGAGUUUUGCUGAUACGUUUCACGCUCGAUGAUAUCAAGGCACAGAAAUAUUUGAUAAGGGGAAUCGAACAGGUAAUUGCCCUCCAUAAGGAUGCGCUCAUGCCCAAGGUGCCCGGUAUUUUCAAGCUCUUCUAUGACACUGAUAUUCUGGAGGAAAAGGCGUUGUUUGAGUGGGCGAGUAAAGUGAGCAAAAAGUACGUAUCAAAGGAUAUUUCCCAGGAGAUUCAUGACCGAGCUGCUCCAUUUAUUACGUGGCUCAAAGAGGCAGAGGAGGAGGAGUCUGAUUCCGAGGACGAGGAUGAUGAUCUAGAGAUUGAAUACGACGACAGAGCUAAGCAGCCAUUGAAACAGCAGACGCAGAAGCAACCCCAAACCCCGAAAAAACCUAUUGAGGAUGACUCCGACGAGGGCGAUGACUUUGACAUUGACGCCAUUUAAAAUGAAUCAAGGCUUACUCAAAUCAUUAUGUCGACCAGGCUGUUUAUCUCUUUCACUCCAAGAAAUAUGAUAGGAAAAUAAUGAGGAAUUAUUCAAUUUGAAAAUAUAUUAAAACCACAAUUACACAAAUUUCCUUAUCUCUGACCAACAAAACUCCGCCAAGAGGAUCUUUUAGCCCUAAUCAACGUUUACACGCCUUAUUUUUAUGAUGGAUGUUUUAAUUGUUUUCUUUAUUAUUUCUAUUGAAUAAUUAUCUACGAUUAUCUUGCAUUGGAGUUCCCAAAGUUCGUAUCUGUCCCGUCCUCGCACAUGCAGCCCUUUUUCACUCGAUUAUUACUAAAAAUUCGUAUUUUUAAACAUAUGUUUUUAUUGAAAAAUGAUUUUCGGUAUUCAUUGGGAAAGUUUAUUUGAUAACCGUUUCGCCGAUAUACCAAUGUACUAUCCUUAUGUAUGAAUAAAUAUGAUUUCUCGCUA